ACAAAUCGGCAGAACACCUGCAUAAGCUCUAUAAGUCGGGCACCGCCUGUCUCGCGAGAUUUGUGGCUCAGCGGUGAAUCAUGGCGGCUGCUAUGGAUGUGGACACCCCGAGCGGGACUAACAGCGGGGCGAGUAAGAAGCGCUUCGAAGUGAAAAAGUGGAAUGCCGUUGCUCUCUGGGCCUGGGACAUAGUAGUGGAUAACUGUGCCAUCUGCAGAAAUCACAUUAUGGAUCUCUGUAUAGAGUGCCAGGCCAACCAGGCUUCAGCUACAUCAGAGGAGUGCACUGUAGCCUGGGGAGUGUGCAAUCAUGCUUUUCAUUUCCACUGUAUUUCCCGUUGGCUGAAGACAAGGCAGGUGUGCCCUCUGGAUAACAGGGAGUGGGAGUUCCAAAAGUAUGGACACUGAACACCAGGAUCAGCUUGAGUUUUCUUUCCUGAUUGGCUGCUUCAGAAAUCACCACAUGUUUAAGCAUCUGUUUAGUCACCGGUGUGUCCUUUCUGCUGAGCAUAAGCCUGUAUGUUCCCCAUACAAUAGUUUUUAGUUGGCUUAGAAAGUCGUUUUGAUUUAACAAGAAUUGAUGUAAAUUAUAAAUAAACGUGUGUCCCACAUUCCUGUUCAA
Molecule: messenger RNA, 621 nt
Organism: Astyanax mexicanus (Mexican tetra)
Lineage: Eukaryota; Metazoa; Chordata; Actinopteri; Characiformes; Acestrorhamphidae
Product: ring-box 1, E3 ubiquitin protein ligase
Exons: 5
Coding region: 81-407 (108 amino acids)
Biological process (GO): protein ubiquitination; ubiquitin-dependent protein catabolic process
Cellular component (GO): cullin-RING ubiquitin ligase complex; nucleus
Molecular function (GO): cullin family protein binding; ubiquitin protein ligase activity; zinc ion binding
Source: RefSeq, a predicted model, not a curated record